AUGGCGACGGCGGCUCAACACCGCGUGUUCGCUCCCCGCGUCUCGCGAGCGUCCCCCGCGCGCCGCCGCGCGCAUCGCGUCGUGGCGGCGCGCGCGGCAGCCCCCGCGGCCCCCACCGGCGCGUGGAACCUCGACGGCUGUCCGGAUGGCAUCAUCCUUUCCCUCGCCCGCCGUCUCGAGGCCGAGUGGACGCGCCUGCCGAACGUGCGCGACGCGCCGUGCGCCCCGGAGCUGAAAUCCGUGGACGCCACCGCCCCCGACGGCGAUCCCGCGACGCGCAUACGCAUCGAGAACCUCUGCCUGCAGACGGACGCCUUCCGCAAGAUGCACCUCGAGGUGGCCUGGGGCUUGGGAGGGCUCGAGGUGCUGCACUGCGUGAUAUAUCCGUGGGCGGAGGUUGCCGCGCCGAUAUUCGCGGCGGACCUGGUGGCGUUCGGCGGAAGGGUCACGCUGUGCAUCGCGGACGCGUCGCCGUGCGCCGACGACCUCUCGCUGCCGAGGCAAUACGUCGACGCCGCGCGCGCGCUGAGGCGAUCCAUGCUGACGUCGUGCCCGGCCGUCGAGCCGAGGCCCCUGCCGGACUGGGGUGUCGCGAUCCUCUCCCCGGAGGCGUGCGUGUGCGUGGGGCCGCCGAAGGAGGAUUUCCCGGCGCAGACGCAGACGAGGGCGUUCGUCAAGUACCUCGAGUCUCUUCACGGCGUGCAUCUCCUGUUGGCGACCAAGAUUGGCGGGGGAUACGGGGGCGGCACGGGCGCUCGGUCUCGGGCGCAGCGAAGGUUCUGCGAGAAGCAGCUGCUGAACGACAAGACCAAGCGGGUACUCGAGCGGAGCAUGGGUGCCGCGCUGACGGAUCGGUACAUGAGGGAGGUUUUGUUCGACGUCACCGCCAACACGCCGACGGGAAAGGACGCGAGGUCUUUGGGAUUGCCGACCAAAAGGUUCUUAUGACAGACACGUUAAUUACAUGGCGUAAACGUGGACGCGGUGCGGAAGCGGCCCCUCCGGUGCCCGUCAGUUCGAGGACAGGAUAGCCCGUCCCUCCGCCUUCGAGCGCUCGCCGGUGAGCGCGCUGAGGAUGGUCCGGUUCGCCCGAUACGUAUUGGCUGCCGACUCCACC
Micromonas commoda is the source of this 1117-nucleotide messenger RNA. Its product is annotated as ferredoxin-dependent bilin reductase. Gene Ontology annotation, biological process: phytochromobilin biosynthetic process. The transcript has a single exon. Gene Ontology annotation, molecular function: cobalt ion binding; oxidoreductase activity, acting on the CH-CH group of donors, iron-sulfur protein as acceptor. Lineage: Eukaryota; Viridiplantae; Chlorophyta; Mamiellophyceae; Mamiellales; Mamiellaceae. Bases 1 to 948 code for a protein of 315 amino acids. The record is from RefSeq and is a predicted model, not a curated record.